Messenger RNA from Gossypium arboreum, 2773 nucleotides. Its product is annotated as amino acid transporter AVT1D-like. The record is from RefSeq and is a predicted model, not a curated record. The transcript is spliced from 11 exons. Gene Ontology annotation, cellular component: plasma membrane. NCBI's taxonomy places the organism in Eukaryota, Viridiplantae, Streptophyta, Magnoliopsida, Malvales, Malvaceae. Bases 847 to 2457 code for a protein of 536 amino acids.
AUCAGGAAAAAUAAAAUAUUAAAGAAACCAAGAACCUUCCAAUUGAUAGCCAAAAUUCCUUGUGGUUUAUAUAUGACGUGUUGAUCAUACUGGGAUUUUGAAUAUUCUUGUAAUAAUGUCGAAAGGGGAAAUGCCAUGAUCUUCUUUUUAAAUAACAUUCUUCAUAUACAUGGAUGAUGAAAAUCUAUGUAAUUUAAAAAUUGGAUAAUAUAGAUGAUGAGAAGAUAAAUGUUGAUACAGAAGGCCUAAUUGUAUAUAAUUUGGAGAGGGAAUUCGGGGUCAAAUCUCCAGGCUUGAAAAACUUCACCUGAUUGAACUCUUCUUUAAGAUAAGAGCGUUGCAAUUUAUUAUCAUGAUUUCUUGCACCGGAUUUGCUUAGAUUAGUAUAUCUGAUUAGUUUAAUUGUUCAACAAAUGUAGCUUAUAAAUCCUCCCUACUACAAACUUCCCUAGUUCCCAAGCAAAGACAGCCCAAUAUCAAAGAGGGGAAAACAAGGUUCCAACGUCACAAAUAUUAAUUCCCACAAGUUGGGAUUUCCUUAAAUUACAUGGUUUCUAUGUAAGCUACCUCCAAUAAAUAUUAUAUAUAUAUAUUAUUCAAUGACAGCGGUUCCAUGCAUGAAGAAGUUUAUAGCAUUAAGGACAUCUACAUUCUGUCAUCUCCUUAUCGUUCGGGCGUCAUCAUAAACUAAAGUAGAAGAAACCAAAGCAACCUCUUCUUCUUGUUUGUGGUUCCAUCAUAGAAAACGCCUCCGCGACGGAUAAUUAACUCAGUUGUAUCUCUGUUGUUCAAAAAAAAAAAAAAACUCGCUUGUAUCUCUGAGUUGAGAAUAUAGUGUUAAUAGAUAUGAGGAGGAGUGAUAAGGAAUAUUAUGAUGUGGAAGGGGAUGAUGAUGCAUUCCAAACAGACGAUGAAAGGGUAUGCGUUAACGUAGAUAAUGGUGAGGAUGAUGAGAGUACAGAAUCUGAGACAGGCUCCCCAUCUCCUAAUUCAUCCCCUAAUUGCCUUCAACUAAACCAUUCACCUUCAUGGCCACAAAGCUACAGGGAAUCAAUGGAUAUGUUCAAAGGCCUUAGACCUCCGUCCAUUAGUUUCCCCAAGGGAAAUAACACCACCAGACUAAGAGGCACUAAUCCAUUUGGCGACUAUCAAAGUAGCGAUGAAGAGACUUCCCUCGGUAAACCAUUCAUUUCUGAAAGUACUUUAGAUGAAGAAGUGCCGGCCACUACUCUCCCAGAAUCGCAGCAAAUAAUAUCUGUCAAUAGAUCAAUGCCAUCACCGAAGCAGUGUUCAUUUACGCAAGCACUUGUUAAUGGAAUCAAUGUUCUGACCGGCAUAGGACUCCUUACAACACCUUAUGCUGUUAAAGAAGGAGGGUGGUUGAGCCUCACAUUGCUCUUAAUAUUUGGUGUCAUUGCCUGUUAUACUGGGAUUCUAUUAAAAAGAUGUUUAGAAAGCUCUCCAGGUCUACUAACAUACCCAGAUAUCGGGCAGGCAGCUUUCGGUAUAACCGGUCGCUUAGUUAUAGCUGUAACUUUGUAUGCAGAAUUAUAUGCAGCAUGCGUGGAGUACGUAAUAAUCAUGAGCGAAAACCUGUCCACGAUUUUCCCAAACACCAGCAUAGAAUUCGGCGGAAUAUAUCUUAACGCUCAUCAAAUAUUUGCUAUCAUAGGAAUUCUCGUUGUUCUCCCAACUGUUUGGCUACGAGACCUUAGUUUGCUGUCAUACCUUUCGGUUGGUGGAGUAGGAGCAUCAAUUUUAGUGGUGAUUUGCUUGUUAUGGGUUGGGACUGUCGAUCAAGUCGGGUUUCCUCGAGCUGGAACCACUCUUAACCUCGCCAAUAUACCCAUUUCAAUUGGUAUAUAUAGUUUUUGCUAUUCAGGCCAUUCGGUUUUCCCAAAUAUAUAUACUUCCAUGAAAGAACCAUCACGUUUUCCACUCGUACUUAUAGCCAGCAUUAUAUUUUGUUGGUUCAUGUCCACUGGGGCAGCAUUCUCAGGUUUUCUGAUAUUUGGUGACUCAGUUGAAUCUCAAUUUACAUUAAACAUGCCAACAAAAUUCGCAGCCUCUAAAAUCGCUGUCUGGACAGUGGUAAUUAUAACAAUAUCAAAGUACGCUUUGACACUCACUCCAAUUGCAUUGAGUCUAGAAGAACUUGUACCUGAGACAUGGUUGACAUCUUAUGGUGGUUCGAUAUUUAUCAGAGCUGCUUUAGUGAUUUCAACUUUAGUUGUUGCACUGAAAGUUCCCUUCUUCGCUUUUCUCAUGGCAUUGGCUGGAUCUUUGCUUACGAUGCUAAUUACUAUUAUCUUCCCAUGUGCCUGUUAUCUCAGCAUACGUGGCGGUGGAUUAACCAAUUUACAAAGGGCAGUCUGCAUUUGCACUGCUAUGCUGGGAUUGUUGAUUGCUUGUGAUGGCACAUAUUCAGCGGUCAUAAGAAUAGCUGGCCAAAAUUGAUCAAAGGGGGUUUCAAUUGCUCUGCUUUUGCCUUGAAUUCCAUCUUUGUUUAAAAUGUGAAAAUAAACCCCAGUUUCCCAUAUCCAAAGUCACAAUUCCAUGAGGUUUUGCUUAAUCAUUCAGGUGUCAGCUCAUAAGCUUUGUCCUAAGCGUCUUUUUGGCACUUCUCCUCCGGCAAUUCUUCAGUCCAUGUCAAAUGCCAAUGGAGUAUUUAUUGCUUCAAAAGUAAUAUAUAUAUAUAUCAGAAAAUUAAUACCCUGUCAAAUGUGUUACAGCAACAUACAUUAAAAACAUGCAAGUUGUGCAUGGCUCUUUA